Molecule: messenger RNA, 12487 nt
Organism: Delphinapterus leucas (beluga whale)
Lineage: Eukaryota; Metazoa; Chordata; Mammalia; Artiodactyla; Monodontidae
Source: RefSeq, a predicted model, not a curated record
GCCCCCUAUGUACGCCUCCCUCGGCUCGGGUCCGGUCGCCGCGUUGUCUGCUUCGGUACCACCCUGUUCUCUCGGGUCCUGGAGCCCCGGCGGCGGCAGGGGCUGUGUCCGGCAGGAGAGGAAGUGCCGGGGCUGCGUCCGUUCUUCUGUCCGCGGGGCGAACGUCUGGCAGGUCCAAGGGUAGCCAAGGAUGGCUGCAGCUUCAUAUGAUCAGUUGUUAAAGCAAGUUGAGGCACUGAAGAUGGAGAACUCAAAUCUUCGACAAGAGCUAGAAGAUAAUUCCAAUCAUCUUACAAAACUGGAAACUGAGGCAUCUAAUAUGAAGGAAGUACUUAAACAACUACAAGGAAGUAUUGAAGAUGAAGCUAUGGCUUCGUCUGGACAGAUUGAUUUAUUAGAGCGUCUCAAAGAACUUAACUUAGAUAGCAGUAAUUUUCCUGGAGUGAAACUACGGUCAAAAAUGUCCCUCCGUUCUUACGGAAGCCGAGAAGGAUCUGUAUCUAGUCGUUCAGGAGAGUGCAGUCCUGUUCCUAUGGGUUCAUUUCCGAGAAGAGGGUUUGUAAAUGGAAGCAGAGAAAAUACCGGUUAUUUAGAAGAACUUGAAAAAGAGAGAUCAUUGCUUCUUGCUGACCUUGACAAAGAAGAAAAGGAAAAAGACUGGUAUUAUGCUCAACUUCAGAAUCUCACUAAAAGAAUAGAUAGUCUUCCUUUAACUGAAAAUUUUUCCUUACAGACAGAUAUGACCAGAAGGCAGUUGGAAUAUGAAGCAAGGCAAAUCAGAGUUGCAAUGGAAGAACAACUGGGUACUUGCCAGGAUAUGGAAAAACGAGCACAGCGAAGAAUAACCAGAAUUCAACAAAUAGAGAAGGACAUACUUCGUAUACGACAGCUUUUACAGUCCCAAGCAACAGAAGCAGAGGGUUCAACUGCACGAAUAGAUCACGAAACAGCCAGUGUUUUGAGUUCUAGCAGCACACAUUCUGCUCCUCGAAGGCUGACAAGUCAUCUGGGAACCAAGGUGGAAAUGGUGUAUUCAUUGUUGUCAAUGCUUGGUACUCAUGAUAAGGAUGAUAUGUCGCGAACUUUGCUAGCUAUGUCUAGCUCCCAAGACAGCUGUAUAUCCAUGCGACAGUCUGGAUGUCUUCCUCUCCUCAUCCAGCUUUUACAUGGCAAUGACAAAGACUCUGUGUUGUUGGGAAAUUCCCGGGGCAGUAAAGAGGCUCGGGCCAGGGCCAGUGCAGCACUCCACAACAUCAUUCACUCACAGCCUGAUGACAAGAGAGGCAGGCGUGAAAUCCGAGUCCUUCAUCUUUUGGAACAGAUACGAGCUUACUGUGAAACCUGUUGGGAGUGGCAGGAAGCCCAUGAACAAGGCAUGGACCAGGACAAAAAUCCAAUGCCAGCUCCUGUUGAACAUCAAAUCUGUCCUGCUGUGUGUGUUCUAAUGAAACUUUCGUUUGAUGAGGAGCAUAGACACGCGAUGAAUGAACUUGGUAGGAAGGCUACCCGGGGCAUUUCAUCACAGGAGCUAGGGCAGGGGCUUUCAGGGGGACUACAGGCCAUUGCAGAAUUAUUGCAAGUGGACUGUGAAAUGUAUGGACUUACUAAUGACCACUACAGUAUUACCUUAAGACGAUAUGCAGGAAUGGCUUUGACAAACUUGACUUUCGGAGAUGUAGCCAACAAGGCUACACUAUGCUCUAUGAAAGGCUGCAUGAGAGCACUUGUGGCCCAACUAAAAUCUGAAAGUGAGGACUUACAGCAGGUUAUUGCAAGUGUUUUGAGGAAUCUGUCUUGGAGAGCAGAUGUAAAUAGUAAAAAGACUUUGCGUGAAGUUGGAAGUGUGAAAGCAUUGAUGGAAUGUGCUUUGGAAGUGAAAAAGGAAUCAACCCUCAAAAGCGUAUUGAGUGCCUUAUGGAAUUUGUCAGCACACUGCACUGAGAAUAAAGCUGAUAUAUGUGCCGUAGAUGGUGCGCUUGCAUUUUUGGUUGGCACUCUCACUUACCGGAGCCAGACAAAUACUUUAGCUAUUAUUGAAAGUGGAGGUGGGAUAUUACGGAAUGUGUCCAGCUUGAUAGCUACGAAUGAGGACCACAGGCAAAUCCUAAGAGAGAAUAAUUGCUUACAAACCUUAUUACAACACUUGAAAUCUCACAGUUUGACAAUAGUCAGUAAUGCAUGCGGAACCUUGUGGAAUCUCUCAGCAAGAAAUCCUAAAGAUCAGGAAGCAUUAUGGGACAUGGGAGCAGUCAGCAUGCUCAAGAACCUCAUUCAUUCAAAGCACAAGAUGAUUGCUAUGGGAAGUGCUGCAGCUUUAAGGAAUCUCAUGGCAAAUAGACCUGCAAAGUAUAAGGAUGCCAAUAUCAUGUCUCCUGGUUCAAGCUUGCCUUCUCUUCAUGUCAGGAAACAAAAAGCCCUAGAAGCAGAAUUAGAUGCUCAGCAUUUAUCAGAAACUUUUGACAAUAUUGACAAUUUAAGUCCCAAGGCAUCUCAUCGUAGUAAGCAGAGACACAAGCAAAAUCUCUAUGGUGACUAUGUUUUUGACACCAAUCGACAUGAUGAUAAUAGGUCAGACAAUUUUAAUACUGGAAACAUGACUGUCUUGUCACCAUAUUUAAAUACUACAGUGUUGCCCAGCUCCUCUUCAUCAAGGGGAAGUUUAGAUAGUUCUCGUUCUGAGAAAGAUAGAAGUUUGGAGAGAGAACGAGGUAUUAGCCUAGUCAACUACCACCCAGCAACAGAAAAUCCAGGAACCUCUUCGAAGCGAGGUUUGCAGAUUUCUACCACUGCAGCCCAGAUUGCCAAAGUCAUGGAAGAAGUAUCAGCCAUUCAUACCUCCCAGGAAGACAGAAGUUCUGGGUCUACCCCGGAACUACAUUGUGGAACAGAUGAGAGGAAUGCACUAAGAAGAAGCUCUACCACCCACACACAUGCAAACUCUUACAACUUCACCAAGUCAGAAAACUCAAACAGGACAUGUCCAGUGCCAUAUGCCAAAGUAGAAUACAAGAGAUCUUCAAAUGAUAGUUUAAAUAGUGUCAGCAGUAGUGAUGGUUAUGGUAAAAGAGGUCAAAUGAAACCAGUUGAAUCCUAUUCUGAAGAUGAGGAAAGUAAAUUUUGCAGCUAUGGUCAGUAUCCAGCUGACCUAGCCCAUAAAAUACAUAGUGCAAAUCAUAUGGAUGAUAAUGAUGGAGAACUAGAUACACCAAUAAAUUAUAGUCUUAAAUAUUCUGAUGAACAGUUGAACUCCGGAAGGCAAAGUCCUUCACAGAAUGAAAGGUGGGCAAGACCCAAACAUAUAAUAGAAGAUGAAAUAAAACAAAAUGAGGAAAGACAAUCAAGGAGUCAAAGCACAACUUAUCCUGUAUAUCCUGAGAGCACUGAUGAUAAACACCUCAAGUUCCAACCACAUUUUGGACAGCAAGAAUGUGUUUCCCCAUAUAGGUCAAGAGCAGCCAAUGGUUCAGAAACAAAUCGAGUAGGUUCUAAUCAUGGAAUUAAUCAAAAUGUAAAUCAGUCUUUGUGUCAGGAAGAUGACUAUGAAGAUGAUAAGCCAACCAACUAUAGUGAACGUUACUCUGAGGAAGAGCAACAUGAGGAAGAAGAGAGACCAACCAAUUAUAGCAUAAAAUAUAAUGAAGAAAAACAUCAUGUGGAUCAGCCUAUUGAUUAUAGUUUAAAAUAUACCACAGACAUUCCUUCUUCACAGAAACCAGCAUUUUCAUUCUCAAAGAAUUCAUCUGGACAGAGCACUAAAACUGAACACAUCUCUUCAAGCAGUGAGAAUACAGCCACACCUUCAUCUAAUGCCAAGAGGCAGAAUCAACUCCAUCACAGUUCAGCACAGAGCAGGAGUGGUCAGACCCAAAAAGCCACCUCUUCCUCUUGCAAAGUUCCCUCUAUCAACCAAGAAACAAUACAGACUUACUGUGUAGAAGAUACCCCAAUAUGUUUUUCAAGAUGUAGUUCAUUAUCAUCUUUGUCAUCAGCUGAAGAUGAAAUAGGGUGUGAUCAGACAACACAAGAAGCAGAUUCUGCUAAUACCCUACAAAUAGCAGAAAUAAAAGAAAGCAGUGGAACUAGAUCAACUGAAGAUUCUGUGAGUGAAGUUCCAACAGUGUCACAGCACAUUAGAACCAAAUCCAGCAGACUCCAGGCUUCUGGUUUAUCUUCAGAAUCAACCAGGCACAAAGCUGUUGAAUUUUCUUCAGGGGCCAAAUCUCCAUCAAAGAGUGGUGCUCAGACACCUAAAAGUCCACCAGAGCACUACGUUCAGGAGACUCCACUCAUGUUUAGCAGGUGUACUUCUGUCAGUUCACUUGAUAGUUUUGAGAGUCGUUCAAUUGCCAGCUCCGUUCAGAGUGAACCCUGCAGUGGAAUGGUGAGUGGCAUUAUAAGCCCCAGUGACCUUCCAGAUAGCCCUGGACAAACCAUGCCGCCAAGCAGAAGUAAAACCCCUCCUCCCCCUCCUCCUCAGUCAGCUCAGACUAAGCAAGAAGUACCUAAAAAUAAAGCACCUAGUGCUGAGAAGAGAGAAAGUGGCCCUAAGCAAGCUGCUGUAAAUGCUGCAGUACAGAGGGUCCAGGUUCUUCCAGAUGCUGAUGCUUUGUUACAUUUUGCCACAGAAAGUACUCCUGAUGGAUUUUCUUGUUCAUCUAGCCUGAGUGCUCUGAGCCUCGAUGAGCCAUUUAUUCAGAAAGAUGUGGAAUUAAGAAUAAUGCCUCCGGUUCAGGAAAAUGACAAUGGGAAUGAAACAGAAAAUGAGCAGCCUGAAGAAUCAAAUGAAAGCCAGGGAAAAGAGGCGGAAAAACCCACCGAUUCUGAAAAAGAUCUGUUAGAUGAUUCAGAUGAUGAUGAUAUUGAAAUACUAGAAGAGUGUAUUAUUUCUGCCAUGCCAACAAGAUCUUCACGCAAAGCCAAAAAGCCAGCCCAGACGUCUUCCAAAUUACCUCCACCUGUGGCAAGGAAACCAAGUCAGCUGCCUGUGUACAAACUUCUGCCAUCACAAAACAGAUUACAAGCACAAAAGCAUGUUAGUUUUACACCAGGAGAUGAUAUGCCUCGGGUGUAUUGUGUAGAAGGGACACCUAUAAACUUUUCCACAGCUACAUCUCUAAGUGAUCUAACGAUAGAAUCCCCUCCAAAUGAGUUAGCUGCUGGAGAAGGUGUUAGAGCAGGAACACAGUCAGGUGAAUUUGAAAAACGAGACACCAUUCCUACAGAAGGCAGAAGUACAGAUGAGGCUCAAACAGGGAAAGCCUCAUCUGUAACUGUACCUGAACUGGAUGACAAUAAAACAGAAGAAGGCGAUAUUCUUGCAGAAUGCAUUAAUUCUGCUAUGCCCAAAGGAAAAAGUCACAAGCCUUUCCGUGUGAAAAAGAUAAUGGACCAGGUCCAACAAGCAUCUAUGUCUUCAUCUGGAACUAACAAAAAUCAAUUAGAUGGUAAGAAGAAGAAACCUACUUCACCAGUAAAACCUAUACCACAAAAUACUGAAUACAGGACAUGUGUAAGGAAAAAUACAGACUCAAAAAAUAAUUUAAAUGCUGAAAGAAAUUUCUCAGACAACAAAGAUUCAAAGAAACAGAACUUGAAAAAUAAUUCCAAGGACUUCAAUGAUAAGGUCCCAAAUAAUGAAGAUCGAGUCAGAGGAAGUUUUACUUUUGAUUCACCUCAUCAUUACACACCUAUUGAAGGCACUCCAUACUGUUUUUCACGAAAUGAUUCUUUGAGUUCUCUAGAUUUUGAUGAUGAUGAUGUGGACCUUUCCAGGGAAAAGGCUGAAUUAAGAAAGGGGAAGGAAAGUAAGGAAUCAGAAGCUAAAGUUACCAGCCACACAGAACUAACCUCAAACCAACAAUCAGCUAAUAAGACACAAGCUGUUCCAAAACAUCCAAUAAAUCGAGGUCAGCCUAAACCCGUGCUGCAGAAGCAAUCCACUUUUCCCCAGCCCUCCAAAGAUAUACCAGACAGAGGGGCAGCAACAGACGAGAAAUUACAGAAUUUUGCUAUUGAAAACACUCCGGUUUGCUUUUCCCGAAAUUCCUCUCUAAGUUCUCUUAGUGACAUUGAUCAAGAAAACAACAACAACAAGGAAAAUGAACCUAUCAAAGAGACAGAGCCCCCUGACUCACAGGGAGAACCAAGUAAACCUCAGGCGUCAGGUUAUGCUCCUAAAUCAUUUCACGUUGAAGAUACCCCUGUUUGUUUCUCAAGAAACAGUUCUCUCAGUUCUCUCAGUAUUGAUUCUGAAGAUGACCUGUUGCAGGAAUGUAUAAGUUCUGCAAUGCCAAAAAAGAAAAAGCCUUCAAGACUCAAGGCUGAUAAUGAAAAGCAUAGUCCCAGAAAUAUGGGUGGCACAUUAGCAGAAGAUUUGACACUCAAUUUGAAAGAUAUACAGAGACCAGAUUCAGAACAUGGUUUAUCCCCUGAUUCAGAAAAUUUCGAUUGGAAAGCUAUUCAGGAAGGUGCAAAUUCCAUAGUAAGUAGUUUACAUCAAGCUGCUGCUGCCGCAUGUUUAUCUAGACAAGCUUCGUCUGAUUCAGAUUCCAUCCUUUCCCUGAAAUCAGGAAUCUCUCUGGGAUCACCAUUUCAUCUUACACCUGAUCAAGAGGAAAAACCCUUUGCAAGUAAUAAAGGCCCACGAAUUCUAAAACCUGGGGAGAAAAGUACAUUGGAAGCUAAGAAGUUAGAAUCUGAAAAUAAAGGAAUAAAAGGAGGGAAAAAAGUUUAUAAAAGUUUGAUUACUGGAAAAAUUCGAUCUAAUUCGGAAGUUUCAAGCCAAAUGAAACAACCCCUUCAAACAAACAUGCCUUCAAUCUCUCGAGGUAGGACAAUGAUUCAUAUUCCAGGAGUUCGGAAUAGCUCUUCAAGUACAAGUCCGGUUUCUAAAAAAGGCCCACCCCUUAAGACUCCAGCCUCCAAAAGCCCUAGUGAAGGUCAGGCAGCUACCACUUCCCCCAGAGGAGCCAAGCCAUCAGUGAAGUCAGAAUUAAGCCCUGUUACGAGGCAGGCGUCCCAGACACCUGGGUCAAAUAAAGGGCCUUCUAGAUCAGGAUCUAGAGAUUCCACUCCUUCAAGACCUGCCCAGCAGCCAUUAAGUAGACCUAUGCAGUCUCCAGGGCGAAACUCAAUUUCUCCUGGUAGAAAUGGAAUAAGUCCUCCCAACAAAUUAUCUCAACUGCCAAGGACGUCAUCCCCUAGUACUGCUUCAACUAAGUCCUCGGGUUCUGGGAAAAUGUCUUACACAUCUCCUGGCAGACAGAUGAGCCAACAGAACCUCACCAAACAAACGGGUUUAUCCAAGAAUGUCAGUAGUAUCCCAAGAAGUGAAUCUGCCUCCAAAGGACUAAGUCAAAUGAGUACUAGCAAUGGAUCCAAUAAAAAGGUAGAACUUUCUAGAAUGUCUUCAACUAAAUCAAGUGGAAGUGAAUCUGAUAGGUCAGAGAGACCUGUAUUAGUACGCCAGUCAACUUUCAUCAAAGAAGCUCCAAGCCCAACCCUAAGGAGAAAAUUGGAGGAAUCCGCUUCAUUUGAAUCUCUUUCUCCAUCUUCUAGACCAGAUUCUCCCAGUAGGUCCCAGGCACAGACUCCAAUUUUAAGUCCUUCCCUUCCUGAUAUGUCGCUGUCUACACAUUCAUCUGUUCAGGCUGGUGGAUGGCGAAAACUCCCACCUAAUCUCAGUCCCACCAUAGAGUAUAAUGAUGGAAGACCAGUAAAGCGCCAUGAUAUAGCACGCUCUCAUUCUGAAAGUCCUUCCAGACUUCCCAUCAAUAGGUCAGGAACCUGGAAACGUGAGCACAGCAAACACUCAUCAUCCCUUCCUCGAGUAAGCACUUGGAGGAGAACUGGAAGUUCAUCCUCAAUUCUUUCUGCUUCAUCAGAAUCUAGUGAAAAAGCAAAAAGUGAGGAUGAAAAACAUGUGAACUCUACUUCAGGAACCAAACAAACUAAAGAAAACCAAGUAUCCACAAAAGGAACAUGGAGAAAAAUGAAAGAAAGUGAAAUUUCUCCCACCAAUAGUACUUCUCAGACCACUUCCUCAGGUGCUGCAAAUGGUGCUGAAUCAAAGACUCUGAUUUAUCAAAUGGCACCUGCUGUUUCUAAAACAGAGGAUGUUUGGGUGAGAAUUGAGGACUGCCCCAUUAACAACCCUAGAUCUGGAAGAUCUCCAACAGGAAAUACUCCCCCAGUGAUUGACACUGUUUCAGAAAAGGGAAACCCAAACACUAAAGAUUCAAAAGAUAAUCAGGGGAAACAAAAUGUGAGCAAUGGUAGUGCUCCUGUACGCACCAUGGGUUUGGAAAACCGCCUGAACUCCUUUAUUCAGGUAGACGCCCCAGACCAAAAAGGAACUGAGGGAAAACCGGGACAAAGUCAUCCUGUCGCUGCAUCAGAGACUAAUGAAAGUUCUAUAGCUGAACGUACCCCAUUUAGUUCUAGCAGCUCAAGCAAGCACAGUUCACCGAGUGGGACUGUUGCUGCCAGAGUGAGUCCUUUUAAUUACAACCCAAGCCCAAGGAAAAGCAGCGCAGAUAGCACUUCAGCCCGACCAUCUCAGAUCCCAACGCCAGUGAAUAACAACACAAAGAAACGAGAUUCAAAAAGUGACAAUACAGAAUCCAGUGGAACUCAAAGUCCUAAACGCCAUUCUGGGUCUUACCUUGUGACAUCUGUUUAAAAAGAGCUGGAAUGAUGAAACUAAGAAUGUGUUAGUGUUAAUUACAACUGCUAUGUAGAAAUUUUGUUUCAACCAAUAUGUAUAAAAUAGAUAACUAAUAAGAACCUGCUGUAUAAAAAAUAAAAUUCAAAAAAAAUUUUUGUUUCAAAUGAAACUAAAAGACUGAAAAAUUUUGUAAAUAGGUUUGAUUCUUGUUAGAGGGUUUUUGUUCUGGAAGCCAUAUUCGAUAGUAUACUUCAUCUUCACUGGUCAUAUUUUGGGAGGCACUCUUGAUAGUUAGGAAGAAAAUGGUAAAGCCAAGUAUGUUUGUACAGUAUGUUUUUCAUGUAUUUAAGUAGCAUCCCAUGCCAUCAUCCUUUAAUUAUUGCUUGUCUUAAAAUAACACUACAGAUAGAAGAUAUGAUAUAUUGCUGUUAUCAAUCAUUUCUAGAUUAUAAACUGACUAAACUUACAUCAGGGAGAAAUUGGUAUUUAUGCAAAAACCAUUCUGUUUUAGUCCUUGUGAGCCCAUCUGACAUCAUAAUCAUGUGGCUGUGAAAUUCACAGUAAUAUGGUUCCCGAUGAACAAGUUUACCCAGCCUGCUUUGCUUUACUGCAUGAAUGAAACUGAUGGUUCAAUUUCAGAAGUAAUGAUUAACAAUUCUGUGGUCACAUGAUGUUCAUAUAGAUAGCUAUAGUGUAACAACUUACACUCUUUUGUGCUCAAAACAAACAAACAAAAAAUCUGUGUAACUGUAAAACAUUGAAUGAAACUAUUUUACCUGAACUAGAUUUUAUCUGAAAGUAGGUAGAAUUUUUGCUAUGCUGUAACUUGUUGUAUAUUCUGGUAUUUGAGGUGAGAUGGCUGCUCUUUUAUUAAUGAGACAUGAGUCGUGUCUCAACAGAAACUAAAUGAACAUUUAAGAAUAAAUUAUUGCUGUAUGUAUAAACUGUUACUGAAAUCGGUAUUUGUUUGAAGGGUCUUAUUUCACAUUUGUAUUAAUAAUUGUCAAAAGGGCCUCUUUUAAAAGCUUAUAUAAUUUUUUUCUUCAAAUUCUAUGCAUUAAGAGUAAAAUUCCUCUUACUGUAAUAAAAACAAUUGAAGCUGACUGUUGGCAUUUAACCAUUCCAUGCAUUGGCACUUAACCUUUCCUGAAAAAAAAAAACUGUGUGAUUAGCACCAAGUAUAAUCAGCACUUUGCCAUGCUCAGAAAAUGCAAAUCAUGUUGAACUUCAAAGGUAGAUUUGACACUGUUAAGAUAUUCAAAAGGCUAUUUAGAAAGCCCUGUCUGUUAAGGGAGACUUUGUUUUUGAUAGGUAGGUUUGUGGAGUAUGCGUUCCAGCUCCCGCUUCCUCACACAGCAGGGAGAGAAUCCUUCAGGAAGGAAGAUAAACUGAUAGAAGUAUUUAAAAAGCUAACAGUAUAUCUUCCCAGAAUUUGUUCUAAAUGAUCAGAGGGUAAGGAUGAUGAUAAAUGCUCACGUAUUUGUUGAAUAAAUGAAAAUUUAUUUUUAAUAAUAAAAUACAUGCACUCUGUGUUGGGGGGAAGGGAAAAGGUAUUUGGAUAUAGCAGGAUGCUGGGAAAGGGGGUGAGGAGUAAGCACAUCUUCCUGGUGUCUUUGAAAUCACAUCAUGUAGUUAAUUAUCUACCCUCACCUGUGUUUAUCAUUUACAGGUCAUGACUUUUUUGAAGUCAUUUACUAACAUGCCAGUAAAUAAGUGCUGUGAUUUGAAAUAAGGCAUUUGACUCCAAAGCCCAUACUCUUUCUAUUGCACCACUUUGCAAACACCUCAAUUUACUGACCUUUGGAGUAUAUCUACAUUUAAAUUUUUGUCAGAUUUUAUCUGAAUGAAAUGGUUUGUAAGUAGUAAUACUAAAUUAUUCUGUUUUUCUCAAAGGCUGCCUUAUCCAACAGGGACACAUGGAUAUAAGUCAUAUUUCUUUCCUUUUCCUUUAGUCCUGAUUUUCUAUUUUUUUGAGUUACUCGUGCCAAUUUUUAUAAACCACUUCAAAUACUUUUAUGGAAAGAGAUGGGAUAUAAGUCAAUUAGAAUAAAAUCGCCUUUCCCAAGGAAGGAGAAAAACAAUGCUCAAAAUGAAAAAAGGGUGCCUUCCAUAUGCCAGAAAAUUCAGGAAUUCCGGUAGACAGCCUGCUGGGAGAAGGUGCAAUCAGUCUGCAUUGCCCAUUGAGGGAAAAGUUGCUGUAUGAGACCCUCUAGUUAGAGAUGAUGGCUCUGAAUUAGUAAAGGAGCAAAUCUCAAUUCUACUUUUAGAACUUCACAGAGUGCUGCCAUAAGUGACAGCAGGCCAGAUAUUCUCAGUGUGUGCUUGUUACAAACGGCAUACUAAGCAUACUGAGCCCAGAGUGGAGUUGCAACACCUGUUAAGUAGGGCAGUGCCCUGUUAUCUUUGGACUGCAGCAAACAGCACUCUUAAGGCACUGAGUGGUUUUCAAACUAGAGUGCAUUUGAUCUUAGUGCAAAUCCAAGCCUCAUUUGUUUAUUGUUUGUGUGUAUUUUUUAAAUUUAUCCAUACAUUCAUUCUGUAAUGUUGUAAUAUGAAAACAUGCUCAAUAUAUGUCCUUUGUGGUUAAACAAAAAAACAACUAGAGUGCAUUUGAAUCACCAAAAAUGUUGCUAAGACACACGCCCACACUUUGUGAUUCUGAGUGAGGCCCAAGAAUGUGCAGUUCUGACAAGUUCUCAGGUGAUGCUGAUGCUGUUGGUCUGGGAACCACACUCUGAGAACCACUGCCCUGUGUCACCACAGCGAAGCUCCUUGAGUGAUUGCCUUCAGUUCCAGCUGCUCUUCUCAACAACUGGACUCGACAUAUGAGAAAGUAUACCAAAACUUCCCUCUCCUUUAGGCAGGAAAGAUUUGAAUAUUGAGCUAUACAAUCUGAUGUAGCCCAUCGCAACUCCCAAUAGUAGAGAAAUUUGCCGGACAUGAAUGAACGGGUAAUUCUAAAGACAAUGACUGUGUCUGAGGGAUUGACUAAUGUUCCCUUUGGAAUGGUUAUCAAAAAGGCAAAAAUUUCAGCAAAUACCUAAUUUGGAUUUGCAAUAAGAUCAAAAGAGACACACACCAAGAAAAGGGGAAAGAAAAGAGAACUUUGAAGUGAAGGCAGAUUGACUUCAGAUGAAAGAAAAAUGCACCCGUUUUGUUAGUAUACAACCAACCAAUUAACUAUGGCAAAUUGGUAUUUGAGAAUAAGCUUUACAAGUUAACCUUGCACUAGCAGGAAAGUUAAUGAGAGGGAAAUAAUGAAAUAAAAGAUAAGCCCAAAAGAGUCAAAUUGCACUCUAAGUACAGUCAAAAUUUUUUUCCAUAAACUAGUUACCACAAGGUUAAUUAACUGAAGGGAUGAGUCUUGCUGCCGAAGGGAGCCAGUUGCACUGUAUCUGAAUUAAUGUUAUCACGGGGUUCCUUGUAUCUAAGAUAGCAAAAGAACAGAGUCCCACAAAUGCAAAAAGAAAAUUGCCAAGAGCUGAAGAGUAUUUCAGUAAUCAGAUCGUUCACACUUACCAAACAAAAAUAAUUUUUCAAAAGUCUUGAUUGUUGAAAUAGAGUGUAUAAAUUAUUUUUUUAAUUUCUAAUUCCUUCAUAUUAUGCCGACUUUUAAAUAUUACUUUUGUAGUGUUGAAACCUAUUGACUGACUCCUAUAAACACCAGGUCAUUUUCCUGCCAUUCUCCUCUGUUCUUUGGUCUAUAAAACUAUAUUCUGGUUUUUGUUAGACCAUUGAUGCUUCUUUCAACCUGUAUGUUUUUUUGUGUGUAUAAUGUUGUUCUUGGUGCUAAAUACACUUCUGAUAUUCAGGAUAACUCUA